Molecule: messenger RNA, 2398 nt
Organism: Notothenia coriiceps (black rockcod)
Lineage: Eukaryota; Metazoa; Chordata; Actinopteri; Perciformes; Nototheniidae
Product: vesicular inhibitory amino acid transporter
Exons: 1
Biological process (GO): amino acid transmembrane transport
Cellular component (GO): vacuolar membrane
Molecular function (GO): L-amino acid transmembrane transporter activity
Source: RefSeq, a predicted model, not a curated record
GGGAUGUUCGUUCUUGGGUUGCCCUACGCCAUCCUGCACGGAGGAUACCUCGGACUCUUUCUCAUUAUCUUCGCCGCCGUGGUGUGCUGUUACACGGGGAAAAUCCUCAUUGCCUGCCUGUACGAAGAGGACGAAGACGGGCGGCUGGUCCGUGUGAGGGAAUCCUAUGUGGACAUUGCCAACGCCUGCUGCGCGCCCAGAUUCCCGACUUUAGGUGGCCAUAUCGUGAAUGUAGCCCAAAUCAUAGAGCUGGUGAUGACUUGCAUCCUGUAUGUUGUUGUCAGUGGCAAUCUCAUGUAUAACAGCUUCCCCACCAUGCCCAUUUCCCAGAAGUCCUGGGCCAUCCUCGCCACCGUCGCCCUGCUCCCCUGCGCCUUCCUCAAGAGCCUGAAAGCCGUCUCCAAGUUCAGCUUGCUAUGCACCAUGGCCCACUUCGUCAUCAAUGUCCUGGUGAUAGCCUACUGCCUCUCCAGAGCCAGGGACUGGGCCUGGGACAAGGUCAAGUUUUACAUCGAUGUCAAGAAGUUCCCCAUCUCCAUCGGGAUUAUCGUGUUCAGCUACACCUCGCAGAUCUUCCUGCCAUCCAUGGAGGGGAGCAUGUCGAAACCCAGCGACUUCCACUGCAUGAUGAACUGGACUCACAUCGCUGCCUGUAUCCUCAAGGGCCUGUUCGCCCUGGUGGCCUACUUGACCUGGGCUGAUGCAACCAAGGAGGUCAUCACAGACAACCUGCCCUCCACCAUCAGAGCCGUCGUCAACAUCUUUCUAGUGGCCAAAGCUUUGCUGUCGUAUCCGCUGCCGUUUUUCGCUGCUGUCGAGGUUUUUGAGAAAUCCUUUUUCCAGGACGGAGGACGUGCGACUUUUCCGGAUUGCUACGGAGGCGAUGGACGCAUAAAACCCUGGGGACUCGCUCUCAGAUGUACCCUUGUCGUGUUCACCUUGCUCAUGGCGGUUUUUGUGCCACACUUCGCCCUCCUCAUGGGCCUCACUGGCAGCCUGACAGGUGCAGGCCUGUGCUUUCUGCUCCCCAGCCUCUUCCACCUCAGGCUUCUAUGGAGAAAGCUGCUAUGGCACCAGGUUUUCUUUGAUGUCGCCAUCUUUGUAAUAGGAGGUAUAUGCAGCAUAUCUGGUUUCAUCCACUCAAUGGAAGGGCUCAUAGAGGCUUUCAAAUAUAACAUAGAGGAGUAGACGCGAGCUAUUGCUGGAACUAGAUGUUAACUGCAAAUCCCCGUUUAGUGAAAACAAUUAAAAACACACGAGCCCCUCUGCUUAAUUCAUGCGUAAAAGCGCGCACAAUACACUCAGACAUUUUCAUACUCUCUUGCAUCAAUUCAGAAAAAACGCGCGCUUACACACACAAGUAGUGCAGUGAGGGAAACCAAUGAAUCCACAACACACUAUAUGGACAGUACAUGUUGUAUAAAUAUGCGUACAGACGUACAUAUACAUAUUUUCCAGUGGAGUGAACGUUUACAAUAUUGAAGUUAAACAAAAUUGCAAAAAGGGCAGUAUGUCUUCAUGACUUCACUUCAUGUAACGCUACAGUUUGUGAUGGAUGGACUUUCGACAGCAUAAUGUGAUUUAAGAUAAGUUCAUUUAAAAGAAUAUAAAAUAAAAAACUCUGAAAUACCACUUACUUCUUUAGGUGAUUUCCAUUAUGAUUAUGGGCAGUGAAUGUGGUGUUAAAUCCAGAAAGGCCUGUGGACACAGAAAUAACACAAUGGCAUAACCAGCAACCGAUGAUUGCUUUUAGAGAUAACAGAAGUUUCGUUAGAAAUGAGGACAUUGGACCUUCCCCAAGCAGUUUAAAAUACUGGAAAUGCACGAUAUCAAAGAAGUACACAGCAGCUAUAUGAACUAUGCAUUGAAUGUAUUAUAUUUCAGACACAUAAAAGCUUAAUGAAACUGGGAAGUGUAAAUUAAACAAUCUCCGAAUUGGUUUCUCCUGCCUGAAAGGGUAAAUGCUUUGAUAUUUUUUUCUCCAAUAUUUGAAAUGUUCUUUGAUGAGCUUUUAAAAUCGGCAAUAACAAAAUUCACCUGACCUGUAAUACACACCCAUAGCCCUGAACCAAAUUCAAUAGAUGGGGACCCCGAAAUUCUGCACACUCAAUUUACCAUAAUGCUUUUUUCCAUUACAUUUGAAAACUCAUGGCCUGUUCUAAAGUUAAUUUGAUAGACUCGUCUCAAAAAUUCGGUGUCUGAAUCUGAAAAAAAUAGAUAAUUAAAAGGAAAAUGUAGACAUUUUUCAUUCUGUGCAAUCCAAUGGGUCCUGUGGAAAUGUUAUAAAACCGUGUGUGUAGUGUGUUAUUGUGGUUUCAAAAAGAUGGAAUGUAUAUCUCAAAGUCGUUAUCAUAUAUCGUGAAAUUAAUAUUAAAGAAUAAACAAAUAAGUGAAAUUA